AGAGCGCCGCGGAGAGUGGGUUUCCCUUCCGGAGUAACCGCCGCCCCCCCGCCUGCCGGGUUCGCUUCCGGCUCCGAUCGGGGGGCCCGUUCCUUGGCGCCGCUGCUGAGGGGAGCGCGGGGCUCAUGGAGCCGCGGCCGUGAGGCGUCCCCGGCCCGGGCCCGCUGCGGGAGCCGGGCGGAGGCCGGAGCCGGGAGCCGCCGGAGAUGGACAAACUGACCAUCAUCUCAGGAUGCCUCUUCCUGGCUGCCGACAUCUUCGCCAUCGCCAGCCUGGCGAACCCGGACUGGAUCAACACCGGCGAGUCCGCGGGUGCUCUCACAGUUGGCCUUGUGCGACAGUGUCAAACCAUCCAUGGACGUGACAGGACCUGUAUUCCUCCACGGCUGCCUCCAGAGUGGGUCACUACGUUAUUUUUCAUCAUUAUGGGAAUCAUUUCACUAACUGUCACAUGUGGUUUGCUGGUGGCUUCCCACUGGCGAAGAGAAGCUACUAAAUAUGCCCGCUGGAUAGCUUUCACUGGAAUGAUUCUAUUCUGUAUGGCAGCCCUAAUAUUUCCAAUAGGAUUUUACAUCAAUGAAGUUGGAGGUCAACCAUAUAAAUUACCCAAUAACACAGUGGUUGGGUCUUCAUAUGUACUGUUUGUCUUAUCAAUUUUCUUUACAAUAGUGGGACUUCUAUUUGCUGGCAAAGUUUGUUUACCUGGCUGAUGAAUGUCUGAACCACGGGACUUUAUUUUGGAAAAGAGCAAGACAUCAGAAUUGCAUUCUCGGGAGGAUGCCUAGAUCAGACUAUCAAACACUUACUGAAAAGAGGAAUGCUUUGACUUGUUCUCACUAUGCACUUUGGAUGAAAAAAAGAAGAGCCUUUCCCAUAACCAAAUACAGACAACGUUGACUAAUCUCCUGAGCAUAUUUAAUGCAGUCAGGUCUGCACUGUGAUAGGAACUAGUGAAGAAUGCUUUACACUGAGAAGCGUAAAUGCCCCACGUUACUGUAGUGUUCCUGUUUUUAAGGUCCAAUGAUUUGGAAAUCAAAGUAUUUAUGAACUUCGUGGUAGACAAGAGGGUUGCAGAGGAAUUCAAGUGAGGCUGGCCUCACUGUUUAGGAGAUUAGUAUUUUACAUCUUCCUUCUGAUGAGCAAAGCCUUUGGCACCAAUGUGGAUCAAUCUUGCAUUACUGCACCAAGAAGCCAAUAGAUCAAAACAUGUUCUCUAAAUGUAUGUAACAGCAAGAAGACAUACAUCCCCUCCUCCUCCCCCAUAAGCUCUAGGAAAACAUUAAGGAACAUUUUAGAGGGGGAUUUCUUCCUUAUAUUUAUAUAAAUAUAUAUAUAUAAAUAUAUAUAUAUUUUGCUGAUGCAGUAUACAGUGUGUGUGUAUGUGUGUGUGUGUGUGUGUGUGUGUAUAUACACGUAUAUGUAGAUAUAUGUAUAUACACACAAAUGGUUCCUGGAAAAGAAUUCAGAACGCUUUGCUAGCAAAACACUGUGGUGUGCAAAACUAGAAUUCAAUAGAAAAAAGCCAUUUUUCUGAAGGCCACAUAGCUGAGAGUCUUCAGAGUUUACCUCAUUCUUUGUAGCAGCCCUUGAUUUUAACGUUUUUUGUAAUAGGUACAAACGAUCCCAUGCCUUUCUAGGUGCAAUUUUAAGUUAAGCUAAAAUUCUUUUUAUGGUAAUUUAUUUGUAUAUGAGGGUAGAAGGUGAGAUCAUGUCAUACCUUAAAGUUAAAAUCCUAAUUUUGGGAAACUGACACUAUUUAAAUUAUUAGCAACUGUUGUACAGAAAGUCUCUUUUUCUACUGCAUUGUAACAUUAGCAUUCGUACACGUUCAAGCACACCGUUUAUACCAUAGAUAAACAUUUCUCUAGCACAUGUAAAAUGCAACGUUUAAAGUAAUGCAAACACUCUUCCACUGCAAAGAUGGAUAAACUUUUUUGUUUGAGUAUUAAUUCAUCUUUUAAAAAAGAGCAAUAUGAUUGUUUAAAUAAUAUAUGCCUUGUUUACUGAAGUUGUUAUUUUAAAUGAGGAUUUAAACUCCGAAUUUGGAGUAUAUAUUCCUCACUGAAGGUAGUUUUAUUUUUCAUAUCAAGGAUAAACCUUUAAUUCCAUAGAUGUCCUAAUUCACUGCUCAGUCAACCUUGCAGAAAGUACAACUUAGUGUCCCAAGAAAGCUGCCUGCACUGUUAGUAUUUAUUUUCCAGUUAAUAUGUUCUUUACUUGAGAUCCAUUAUGAAAACAGAAAAAUUGUGUAUUUCAAGUGCUGUUUCACUGAGCUUAUAAGAAAAAUGUUAGUGAAAGUGUAUUUUAGAAUGAAGUUAUUGUUUGAAUCAUCAGUUUCCAAAAUAGUCACAAGUCACAUAAACUUUAAGUGUUUGAAAAUAAGACAACUUGCACAAUUCUUUUAAACUAUGUGCCAUUCAGACCCUAGUGGGUCCCCACUCUCCUUCUCCACCACUUCUUCCCUCUCCCAAGUUAUUUUAAUAUUAAAAAAAAGUCAUUUGCUGAAUUAAGGUUUUUUUUUUCUUUUGACACUUUUGAACAAACUUGUCACUGCAGUGGUCUGUAAGUAACUUCUUUUUUUCCAGUCAGCUCACCUGCAGGUAGAAGAGAGUGUUUAUGGAACACAAACAUUUUUCUAAAGUACACUAAUCUGUAAAUUCAGCCAGGCACCUACUUGGAAGUAAUGGUUUAAAUAUUAUUUGUUUCCUAAUUUAAGCCUUCAUUUGCAUGGGUAGUCUGAGGUCCUCGGUGAUGCUCGUAGAGAUGAAAUGCAGGGUUCAGCUGCUGGAUAGGUGCCUAAAUUUUCGGUGUUAUCACUGCUGUAUCCUGAGCUGAAGUAUUCACUGAAAUUUAUAUCAUAAAUUAUGAUGAAAAAAAUCUUGCUUUCUGUUUUCAGAAAUGUCACUCUUGUAAAUAGUUGUAGUAAAUUUUUGUAACUGGAACACAGGUGGGGUGGGGAGAGUUUCUCAGCUGCUAAGACUCCACAACCACCCUCCCCUCCCCAGCUACCUUAUUUUGGUUAUAAUAACAUCAUGUAUACAGUGGAUUUAAGCUUAGGUUAAAUGGAUCAUCAUUUAAUUUAAAAAACAAACAAAACAAAACACUCAUCUUGGAGCAUACUGAGACUUUGGCUGGCUGGCUGGAAAUUUGUCUAAUCUGCCAGUACUAUUGCUAUGAAUUAUUAAAUGGUAGCAGAGAUUUGACUAGCAGAUUGCUUGACUAAAUAUUUGAACAUUUUAAGUCCAGAAAUAGAUGCAGCCAUCUGCAUUUAAAAAAAAAAAAAAGCAAACACUACCCAGUAAUUGAAGAGACGGCUGACAACAGUUGCUUUUAAUAAGGUCUCUAAGUACUAUAUAGUACAGUAUUAAUUUAUAGCAGAAAAAAAACAUAUCUUGUAAACUGUAUAUAAAACACUGUUUUAUGGUGCAAUCAUUUGUCAAACUUAUGUCUGUUACUUUUGUUUUGAAGUUGUGUGCAUUCUUUUCAUACCUAAGAGCAUUACUGUAAAAUCUGCUGAAGAUUAUUUAUAGGUUUUAUUUGCACAAGGUUGUUUGGGUUUUUUUAAAAGCUACAGGAAGUUCGUGUUGAACAUGCCUAAACAUCUGUAGACUUUUUCAGUUCUUGAAAAGCAAAUGUUUCCAUAUGAAUCUUCUCCAAAGGUAAUCCCAUCUUUGUGUUGAGUGUUUACAUAAACUUUCCUGAUUUUGCCAGCCAUUUAACUUUUUGAAGGACAGCUCAUUUCAUGUGUCACUAGGGAUUCUUAUUUAGUCUUUCGCUUCAAAAUUCCCCAGAAGGUUUGAUGUCCCAUCAUAAUGUAAUUUGUGGGCACUUUGACAUUUAUUUGGCUACCAAAAUGUAAGAUUGUAAACUUAAAAGGAAAACUAGUUGUCUGUAUAAUUUUUAUUGUUGAGCUCAUCUGAACUAAUCCCUUGGAAGCUGUUUGUCUCAGACCUGCAGAGGAUGUGCUUCCCAGAACGCACCAAUGCAACCAUUCAGCAUCAUCUUGCAUCAUUAAUCUUCCUGGCGAGUGAUACCAGUUUCCCAAAGACGAUGGCAGCGUGCAACACCACUUGAGCCCCAUCCUCUGGAUGAAGUGAAGCCACCAGAUUAAGGCUCUCUCGCGUCAUACCUGUGUUUCAGAGCCGUUGUUUAACCACUUCAGAACACGACUGUAUAUUACCGUUUGCCCCAACACACGCACACACACACAAAAAUUAAAGCUGUCCUUUAAAACCUUUGUGAAGGAUGAACAAAAUGAAGGAAAUGGUGUCUGCAAGCAGGUUGUCCUGCCUGGGCGUCCCGUCGCUCACCGCUCGAGGCCUGACUGUCUGCGCGUCCCCCGCCCCGGCCUUUACCGAGGAUUGUUUUCUAAUUGGUUAGAACAUUUUUCAAUUAAUGAUUUCAGAACAGAUGUUAAUACAAACUGUAUAAAAUGAACAUAAUUUUCUUCACUUGUA
Messenger RNA from Colius striatus (speckled mousebird), 4457 nucleotides. It is a transcript of the gene MOSMO, whose product is annotated as modulator of smoothened. Gene Ontology annotation, biological process: negative regulation of smoothened signaling pathway. Gene Ontology annotation, cellular component: Golgi apparatus; ciliary membrane. The record is from RefSeq and is a predicted model, not a curated record. Bases 207 to 710 code for a protein of 167 amino acids. Lineage: Eukaryota; Metazoa; Chordata; Aves; Coliiformes; Coliidae. The transcript has 3 exons.